GCCCUCGCCCCAUCUCCGUCCGGGGUCAGUCAGUCGCUCACUGUCGCAGCCGGAGAGUCUCUGCUUCCCCCUUCUUACCCGCUCCGUGGCGGCAGCUCAGGCUCUUCGGGGAGGGGGAGACGGAGAAAGAGAGAGACGGACUUAAUAAAGUUUCCUGAAACAGCAACUACUACCAAAAAAGGCCCAAGGUGGGGGGAGACUCCCAUUCUUCCCCGCCCCUUUCCAAAAGCCUGAGGGACCGUUGCAGGUGGAGAGGUGCCGGGGGAGCCGGGCUUCGGCGGCAGCCGUUGCCCCGGUGAGGAGCUACUGAGGUCCUGCCCGCUCCGGUUCCAGCUCCUUUGGUGGCGGCGGCGGCUGCUGCGGGGCGGUUCCUCCUGUCAACUGUCUGCGCCCGAGCGCCGCCCGCCCUCCAGCUCCACAGCGCGGAGGGACGCCGUGAGCCUCCGCCACCGUCGCCUCGGGCCGCGGAGGGACGUGGUGAGCUGUGGCGCUUCCGCGUCGGCGCCGGUGGGGACUCUUUGGGAGCGCGUCGGCCCGAACCCCAGUUCCCUUCGCGUGGUCCGCGGAGGCCGCUUCAGGUGGGGUCCGAAGCCGCCUCCCGCUCCAGGCUGUCCCCGAGGCCGCCCGGCCUUCCUUCCGCCAGCCCGCCGGCCCGCCCUCGGAGUUAACCAAGCCGCAAUGAAGAGCUACUUACAGUGAAAGGAAAGUAGGUCGCGCCCACUGAAAAUGCCUUUAAGGGACAAAUACUGUCAGACUGACCACCAUCAUCACGGAUGCUGUGAACCAGUUUAUAUCCUGGAACCUGGAGAUGCUCCUUUGUUACAGCAACCACUACAGACAUCCAAAUCUGGUAUUCAACAAAUAAUUGAGUGCUUUCGAUCAGGAACGAAACAGCUUAAACAUAUUUUAUUAAAAGAUGUGGACACCAUUUUUGAAUGUAAAUUAUGCCGAAGUCUCUUCAGAGGAUUACCAAAUUUAAUUACCCACAAAAAAUUUUACUGCCCACCAAGUCUCCAGAUGGAUGACAACCUUCCUGAUGUAAAUGAUAAACAAAGCCAAGCCAUAAAUGAUCUUCUAGAAGCCAUAUAUCCAAGUGUGGACAAGCGAGAAUAUAUUAUUAAGCUAGAACCCAUAGAAACUAAUCAGAAUGCAGUGUUUCAGUAUAUUUCAAGGACUGAUAAUCCUACUGAAGUCACAGAGUCAAGCAGUAUUCCUGAACAAACCGAAGUUCAAAUACAGGAAACUAGCACUGAACACUCUAAAACAGUUCCAGUUCCAGUUACAGAGAUGGAAACUGUAGAGCCCCCUCCUGUUGAGAUCAUUGCAGAUGAAGUUGCACCUACAUCUGAUGAACAACCUCAGGAAUCACAAGCUGACUUAGAAACUUCUGAUAAUUCUGACUUUGGUCACCAGUUGAUAUGUUGUCUUUGUAGAAAAGAAUUUAAUUCCAGACGAGGUGUUCGUCGUCACAUUCGAAAAGUACACAAGAAAAAGAUGGAAGAACUAAAAAAGUACAUUGAAACACGAAAAAAUCCAAACCAAUCCUCUAAAGGACGUAAUAAGAAUGUUCUGGUUCCAUUAAGUAGGAGUUGUCCAGUGUGUUGUAAAUCAUUUGCUACAAAAGCGAAUGUAAGGAGGCAUUUUGAUGAAGUUCAUAGAGGACUAAGGAGGGAUUCAAUUACUCCUGAUAUAGCAACAAAGCCUGGGCAACCUUUGUUUCUGGAUUCUGUUUCUCCUAAAAAAUCUUUUAAGACUCGAAAACAAAAGUCGUCUUCAAAGGCUGAAUACAAUUUAACUGCAUGCAAAUGCCUCCUUUGCAAGAGGAAAUAUAGUUCACAAAUAAUGCUUAAAAGACAUAUGCAAAUUGUCCACAAGAUAACUCUUUCUGCAACAAACUCUAAAAGAGAGAAAGGCCCUAAUAAUACUGCCAACAGUUCAGAAAUAAAAGUUAAAGUUGAACCAGCAGAUUCUGUAGAAUCUUCACCCCCUUCCAUUACCCAUUCUCCACAGAAUGAAUUAAAGGGAACAAAUCAUUCAAAUGAAAAAAAGAACACACCGGCAGCACAGAAAAAUAAAGUUAAACAAGACUCUGAAAGCCCUAAAUCAACCAGUCCGUCUGCUGCAGGUGGCCAGCAAAAAACCAGGAAACCAAAACUUUCAGCUGGCUUUGACUUUAAGCAACUUUACUGUAAACUUUGUAAACGUCAGUUUACUUCUAAACAGAACUUGACUAAACACAUUGAGUUGCACACAGAUGGGAAUAACAUUUAUGUUAAAUUCUACAAGUGUCCUCUUUGCACUUACGAAACUCGUCGAAAGCGUGAUGUGAUACGACAUAUAACUGUGGUUCAUAAAAAGUCAUCCCGUUAUCUUGGGAAAAUAACAGCCAGUUUGGAGAUCAGAGCUAUAAAAAAGCCCAUUGAUUUUGUUCUAAAUAAAGUGGCAAAAAGAGGCCCUUCGAGGGACGAAGCAAAACAUAGCGAUUCAAAACAUGAUGGCACUUCUAACUCUCCUAGUAAAAAGUAUGAAGUAGCUGACGUUGGUAUUGAAGUAAAAGUCACAAAAAACUUUUCUCUUCACAGAUGCAAUAAAUGUGGAAAGGCAUUUGCCAAAAAGACUUAUCUUGAACAUCAUAAGAAAACUCAUAAGGCAAAUGCUUCCAAUUCACCUGAAGGAAACAAAACCAAAGGCCGAAGUACAAGAUCUAAGGCUCUUGUCUGCCUCGGGAAGCCGUCGUCCCGCAGCGCUGCCGCCACGCGCACGGCUGCCCCGGGGAGCCGCUGCCCCUCUGGGGCUGCGGCUGUCACCACUCGCCAGGCCGCUGCCAGCUGCCGCCCUAAGCUCCGCGGGGGCGCUGCCCGGGAGCGCCAGCUCGCCGCCCGGGGCCUACGGAAGCCCGCGCCCCCUUGAGUGCCACCUCCCGGCCACCGGCGGGAUGACGCCAGCACUGCACACGGCUCCAGUACCUCAGGCGCCUCACCGUAACUCGCCUCUGUGCCCGCCUGCCCUCCAGACCCUCUGUCGUCAGCAAGCUCCCCGGUGCCUGCGGAUUUCACAGACCCCCCCUCACCCCCUGGCUUAGGCGGAACCUGGUUUACCCUCUAACUCCCUCUGCAGACCUUCAGGAGGACCAUGUGCCUUAGGGCCCGGUGGGUGGGGAGGAUGGUUUUCUUGCCAGUUGUUGCUACUCACAGAGCAUUACAUCCUCUUGCUGCCUGCCAAAAUCCUGGUGUCUUUGAGAAUCUUGCCCCUGGACCAGGGAUGUCCAACCCGGGACCCACGGGCCUCAUGAGGCUCAGGAUGGCUGUGAAUGUGGCACAACACAAAAUUGUAAAUUUAAAACUUUGUUUGUGAUUACAUGUUGCAAUGUAUUGAAUGUGUGGCCCAAGACAGCUCUUCUUCCAUUGUGGCACAGAGACACCAAAAGGUUGGACACCCCUGUGAAUACCAUCCUCUUUCCCUCCUAAUAAUUUAUCAACUGCUUAGUUGCUUUCGUUAUUAGUUCUUCCAAGACUAGCUCCCAUUUUAGUCUUUGCCAUCUCAAAUCCUCUCACCAGGUCGCUACCCCCAACCCCUCCACCGUCUGCCAGAAGAUUGUUUUUGUAGUGCACAAAUCCUCAGUGACUGGGGCCAUGCUCCCAAGGACUGAUUUUUUCUCUGUACUGCCACCCCAGGGAACCCACUUCUGCUGGGUUUGCACUGAAGUGUGCUUCUCCCAGACUAUCAGCCUAUUCCCUGUGCAAGACUGAGCACAGUGAGGGUAUUAGUGAUGGUCCAUUCAUGUGGAACGCUGGACUCUUCUAAUGAACAACUUUGGCAUGGGAACUCCUCAGCAGCCUGGCUGAGACUUUCUUAGAACUGUGUUGGGUGCAGUCUAAGGCUCUUGCCCAAUCCCUGCCUCCUUUCAUAGGUGUCAGACUUCCAUUAUGGUGUGAAGGCCUCCCCCUCCUUCUAAUUCUUCCCUUUAUACUCCAGUGUGAUGUUCCCUCAAUAAAACCCUUACAAGUUGAACCCUGUCUUGGUGUCUGCUUCUAGGGGGACCUGAGCUAACACAAUGUCAGACAUUCCACUCUGAUCACCAUUGUUCUAUCUUGGCUCCCUUGUUCACUGACAGCUAAUUUAUUAAUUUUUUCCACUAUGUAUCAGCCCCUUCUUGGAUUCACAUCCUUCCUUUCUAGCCUAGAGCCCAUGGUCCAUCAUUAUAAUCAUUCUUCUUGAAACAUAUGCUUUCAGCAAUCUUGAACCUGAAUUUUUUCCAAUUUACUUUCCUGUAAAAUCCCAAUGCUGGAUGAACUUUACCAUUUGCCUUUCAUGUGCCUGACUGAGAUAAGCAUUUUCUUCUAGAAAAGCACACAAUGUAGCCAACCAGUUUUACUCUGAAUUUGUUAUCUCAAACUUCAAAUUGGUGCUAUUGUUCCUACUGUAGUAUCAGUUUCUCAUUUCUAAAACUACUAUUUAUACUUUUUGGUCUCUCCUCAAAAUUUUCUGAUCCCUUCCUCCCAGUUUACUUCAAAUUUCAUUUGGGAAAUAGAAGGUAUUACAUACAAACUUCCUCAGCUUUCACCACAAGACCCCCGCCUCUGCUUCAUUCAAGGUACUGCCUCGAGGUACCUGGGUAACCAUCUUCAUCCUUUUUUUGACUAUGAAGGAAGUUUCCAAGAUUAGUUCCUCCUCUUGAGCUCUGGAUCUCAUCCCCCUUGCCUUUUCAAGAACUUUUCUCCUUAGGUUAUCCCCUUCCUUCUGUACCAUCAGUCUGUCUCGAAUGAAUCGUUCUCAUCAGAUUGCAGACAUGCUCCAGUGUCCACCAUCGUAACUAAGCGUCCCCUCGUGUGCAUCUUUUCUUCCAUCAGUGACAUUUCUCAGCUCUCUUUCAUAACCAAAUUUCUUUAUGGAAUUAUCCUUAUAUAUUGCUUCUAUUUUCUAACCUAUCCACAGGUGACUUCCACAUCACCACCACUGAAAAUAUCAUUGUUAAGAUCACCAGUCAAUUCCAUAUUACUCUCUCCAAAAGGGUAUUUCCUGUCCUCACCUUGAUUAGUUUUUGCUUCUUUAAAUGUUUUCUAUUCAUAUCCAAGGCAUUAUUCUCUCCUGGUUUUCUUGUUUCACUGAUCACUCCUCAGCAUUAUGCUACCUAUUUCCUGCCUAAAUUUGAAAAGCUGAGGUUUCUCACCUUCAUUUGGGCCCCUCUUUUCUUUCUCUGUCCUUUCCCAGGAUGAUCUUAUCAGUUUUUAUAGAUUUAAGUAUGCAUUUAUGCUAAUGAGUUUAAAAUUUGUUUUCCACUUUGAACUUUUCUAUAAGUUCUAGACUCAAAUGUGUAAUUGCUUGCUCAAUAUCUUCCUUUGGAUGAUACAGAUCUCUCAAACUUAACAUGUCCACAAUUUAAUUCCUCAUUCUCACCCCGAACUUGUUUCCCCUAUUUUUUCCUUAAACAGUAAAAUAGCACCACCAUCCAAUCAUAUGCUCAAGCUAGGAAUCUAGGCAUCACCUUUGAUUCUUUUCAUGGCCUCUCCUACAUCAAGUAGACCAGCAAAAUCGAUCUGUUUUACCCUCAAAUAUAUCUUUAAUAUUUCUGCUGCUUUUCAUUUUCAAUGUUAUCAAUCCUCAUCAAUAUUUUUUUCCUACCUGACAGCCAGUCCUUCCUGGUCUCUGCUCCUGCUCCUUGACCCAAGACCCACUUCUUGAUAGAGUAGCAACAAUGGCUUUACUCAUGAAUUGAAUGAGUAAAGCAUUGCUCAUGAGAUAAAAUCUGAACUCCUUACAUGGCUCAUAGAGUCCUGCAUAAUCUGACCCUUCCCUGUAUCUCGAACCCCACGUAUGCUGCUCCGUUUAUAUUUUCUGCACCUCAGAGGCUUAGUAAGCGCUGUAUCUCUGCUUAAACUUUUCUCCUUGGCUAUUCUCUCCCCCAUCACAACCUUGUCUUUUGGAUAACAGUUGAAAUACAUCAUCUUAAGAAAGGCCUGCCAACAACAUUGAUUGAAAAUAGCCUCUGACCUCCCAUUUACUAUCUCAGUUCUUUUCUUGGAUUCCUUAUCUCAAUUUGUAACUUUAUUUAUUUGUUUAUUUACUUUGUGUGUGUGUAUGUGAAGAGACUGUGUCUGGAGGUCUAGAUUCUUCAACAUUGUAUUCCCAGCCCCUAGAACAAUAUUGGCACAUGUUAGGUGCACAAUAAAUAUCUGUUGAAGGAAUGAACAAUCUGCUAAUUUUUCUUUUGGGAGUUCACUUUUUAUUGAUUUGUAAGAGCUCUUUAUAUAUUACAACCACUACCCGUUUGUUUAUUCUGUAAGCUGCAGACAUUUUUUCCCUUUGUCAUAUAUGUAUCAAUUUAAUUCAUGAUGUCUUUGAUAUACAGAAAUAU
Artibeus jamaicensis (Jamaican fruit-eating bat) is the source of this 6355-nucleotide messenger RNA. RefSeq names its product zinc finger protein 800 (gene ZNF800). Bases 727 to 2910 code for a protein of 727 amino acids. The record is from RefSeq and is a predicted model, not a curated record. The transcript is spliced from 6 exons. NCBI's taxonomy places the organism in Eukaryota, Metazoa, Chordata, Mammalia, Chiroptera, Phyllostomidae.